AUGAUUUUUGAGAAUAAGAAAUUCAGUUUGUCUUUCAUUAUUUCAUCAACAGAUUUUCACUCGUUUAUCUAUCUUCAAGUUCAUAUCUAUCUAUUUCAUUUGGUUCAUAUCUAUGUAUCUAUCUCAGUAUGUGCAUAUCUAUCUAUCUAUCUAUCUCAGUCGUUUCAUAUCUAUCUAUCUAUCUAUCUAUCUCAGAGUGACUCUGUGACUCAUUUUCUUUCCACUUUUCUCUCUCUUUCUAUCUCUCUCUCUCUCUGUCUCUUCCGUUUCCAUAUUGACGAGAGAAAAUUUCUCUCUCUCUCUCUCUCUCUCUCUCUCUCUCUCUCUCUCUCUCUUCUCCUUUCAUCUUUCUCUCUCUCUCUCAUUCUUUACUCUCUAGCUUUCCACAAUCUCUAUUCUUCUUCACUCUGUACAUGUCUCUCUCUCUCUCUUUUCUCUUUCUCUUUCUCUCUCUCUUCCUAUCGCUCUCUCUUCAUAUCUCUGUGUGUCUUCGCUGUUUCUCUCAAUCUUUCUUCUCUGUCGCUUCUUUACCACUUCCCCCCUCUCUCUAUCUUCCUCUCUCUCUCUCUCUCUCUCUGUCUUUUCGCGGUUUCUCUCAAUCUUUCUUCUCUAUAUGUUUCUUCCCUCUCACUCUCUUCCUCUCUUUCUGUGUUUUCGCGGUUUCUCUCAAUCUUUCUUCUCUGUCUCUUCUCUUCUUUAUCUCUGCUUCUCCCUCUCUCUCUGUCUUUGCAUUUUCUCUCAAUCUUUCUUCUCUAUCAUAUCUUCUCUCUCUCUCUCUCUUUCAUCCUCUCUUUCUCUCUGUAUCUUCGCGGUUUCUCUCAAUCUUUCUUCUAUAUCUGUCUCUUCUCUCUCUUCCACUUCUCAUGCCUUUGCGUUUUCUCUCAAUCUUUCUUCUCUAACUUUCUCUUCUCUCUCUCUGUCUCUUCCACUCCCUCUCUCUUUCUCUUCGCAGUUUCUCUCAAUCUUUCUUCUCUAUCUGUCUCUUCUCUUCUCUCUCUCUCUUCCAUGUCUCUCUCUUUUAUAUCUCCAUCUUUCCUGUCUAAAUUUCUCCUCUCCCUCUUCCCUUUCUCUCUGUCUGUUGUACUCUUUCAUCCCCCCUCUCCCUCUCUCUCUCUUCUAUAUCACAAUUUUUCCUCUCUCUUCCAUCUUUCCUCCCUUCUUAUUUUCUUCUUACACGUUUUCAUUUCUCUCUAUCAUUCUCUCUUUUAUUUCUCUUCUUUCCUUAUUUCUAGUCUCUCUCUCUCUCUUUCCUUUCUCUUUCUCUCUCUCACACACACACUCUUGCUUUCUCAUUAUGUUCCUUCUCUUUCUCCCCCUCCUCUCUCUCUCUCUCUCUCUCUCUUUCUUCAAUGUUUGCAGGGGUAUUGUUCUAUAGGCUACUUUGGAGUAGUUUAUUGA
Acanthosepion pharaonis is the source of this 1398-nucleotide messenger RNA. Lineage: Eukaryota; Metazoa; Mollusca; Cephalopoda; Sepiida; Sepiidae. The record is from the annotation of a GenBank genome assembly.